This is a messenger RNA of Phyllopteryx taeniolatus (common seadragon), 3252 nucleotides long. It is a transcript of the gene ace2, whose product is annotated as angiotensin I converting enzyme 2. The coding region runs from base 65 to 2476 and encodes 803 amino acids. NCBI's taxonomy places the organism in Eukaryota, Metazoa, Chordata, Actinopteri, Syngnathiformes, Syngnathidae. Gene Ontology annotation, cellular component: plasma membrane. Gene Ontology annotation, molecular function: metallopeptidase activity; peptidyl-dipeptidase activity. The record is from RefSeq and is a predicted model, not a curated record. The transcript is spliced from 18 exons. Gene Ontology annotation, biological process: proteolysis.
AAGCAUGUUACAGUGUCCUUCCUUCUCAGAGUGCGAUUGUGCGCCAGCGUGAACGGAUCGCAGCAUGUCCGGAAAGAUUUUCUUGCGCUUGCUGGCUCUCUGCGGUGCCGUCUCCGCUCAGUCGCUAGUGGAGAACCAGGCGAGGGACUUCCUGGAGAAGUUCGACGAGGAGGCCAGCGCGCGCAUGUACCAGUACUCGCUGGCAUCGUGGGCCUACAACACCGACAUCACAAAAGAGAACUCGGACAAAUUGUCCAUAGCGGGUCAAAUGUGGGGCAAGUUCUACACCGAAAGGUCAGAGGAGGCUCAGAAAUUCCCCAUUAACCAAAUCAAGGACGCUCAAAUCAAAUUACAGCUCAUCUCACUACAAGACAAAGGUGCCGGUGCUCUGUCACCGGAUAAAGCUUCACACCUGAGCAAGAUCCUGAGCGACAUGAGUACCAUCUACAGCACGGCAACCGUGUGCAUGAUGGACGACCCGCUUAACUGUCAGACUUUGGAGCCAGGCCUGGAACACGUGAUGGCCACCAGCCACAACUACUCUGAGCUUCUGCACGUGUGGGAGGGAUGGAGGAGAGAGGUGGGGAAGAGGAUGAGGCCUCUGUACGAAGAUUAUGUACUUCUGAAGAACGAAGCCGCCAAACAGAACGGGUUUGAGGACUAUGGCGCUUACUGGAGAUAUAACUACGAGACUAUUGACGAGAAAAGUCCGUACGAUUACACCGGGGAUCAGCUGAUGGAAGACGUACGCUCCAUCUAUCAACAGAUCCUGCCAUUAUACAAGGAGCUUCAUGCUUAUGUGAGGGCGAAGCUCAUGAAAGUCCACAAAGGCCACAUUGAUGAAGAAGGACCUCUGCCAGCCCAUCUCCUGGGCGACAUGUGGGGAAGAUUCUGGACUAACUUGUAUCCUCUGUCAGCGCCCUACGAGGGUGAGAUUGAUGUCAGCAAAACAAUGGUGGCACAGGGCUGGACUGAGCGUCGACUAUUCAAAGAAGCGGAGGAUUUCUUUAUGUCGGUGGGCCUCGACAAAAUGUUUGACAACUUCUGGACCAACUCCAUGCUGGUGAAGCCUGAGGAUGGACGCAAAGUGGUCUGUCAUCCCACAGCCUGGGACAUGGGCAAUCGAGAGGACUUCAGGAUCAAAAUGUGCACUCAAGUCAACAUGGACAACUUCCUGACGGUGCACCACGAGAUGGGCCACAACCAGUACCAGAUGGCUUACCGAAACCAGCCCUACCUCUUGAGAGACGGCGCCAACGAGGGUUUCCACGAGGCUGUCGGGGAGAUCAUGUCCCUCUCUGCUGCCACACCCAAGCACCUGCAGGGCCUUGGCCUCCUGCCUUCUGACUUCACCUAUGAUAACGAGACAGAGAUUAACUUCCUGCUCAAGCAGGCGCUAACCAUUGUGGCCACUCUGCCUUUCACCUACAUGCUGGAGGAGUGGAGGUGGCAGGUCUUUGCGGGAAACAUCCCCGAGGAUAAAUGGAUGGAGCGCUGGUGGGAGAUGAAGAGGGAGCUGGUCGGCGUGGUGGAGCCGGUGCCGAGAGAUGAGACAUACUGUGACCCCGCUGCUCUGUUCCAUGUAUCUGGAGACUAUUCCUUCAUCAGGUACUUCACAAGAACCAUCUACCAGUUCCAGUUCCAAAAAGCCCUUUGUCUUGCUGCCAAUCAGUCUGAUGCGUUGUCUUCGUGUGACAUUACCGGUUCAACAGCAGCAGGCACCAAGCUCAGGAACAUGCUAGCGUUGGGUCGCUCCCAGUCGUGGACCAGGGCUUUACAUACAAUAUCUGGAGAUAUUAAGAUGGAUGCCAGGCCACUGCUGGACUAUUUCCAAAAACUUAACGUAUGGCUUAAGGAGGACAACAAGAAACACAACCGCACUGUUGGCUGGGAUGCAGCAGUAGAGCCAUAUUCCAAUUAUGCCAUCAAAGUGAGGCUGAGUUUAAGAAUGGCCAUGGGUGAUGAAGCUUAUUCUUGGAACUCCAAUGAGCAGUACCUGUUCAGGGCUAGUGUGGCUUACGCUUUGAGGCAAUACUACAGCCAAAAGAACAUCACUCUUCUCUUCACAGCGGACAACGUCAUAACAUAUAAACAAACGCCCAGGAUUUCCUUCUACAUUGUGGUUACCGAUCCUAAGAAUCCCUCCGUAUACGUCCCAAAAGAAGAUGUGAAGGCAGCCAUACGACUAUCCCGAGGCCGACUCAACGACGCUUUCCAACUGGACGACAAGACGCUGGAGUUUGAGGGUAUCCCAGCAACCCUCUCACCUCCUGUGGAGCAACCGGUGGAAGUGUGGCUGGUGGUGUUUGGAGUGAUCAUGGGAGUGGUGGUGCUAAUGGGGCUCUUUCUCAUCAUCUCUGGCAUCAGAGAGCGCAGGAAGAAGUCGAAAAACAUGGGAGUGGAAAAUCCUUACGAGCCUGACGGACACACCAACAGAGCCUAUGAGGACAGUAGUGAUGAGCAAACCGGUUUCUGAGGAAUGGUGCAGUCUUCAUCGACUUCUCUAAGCAAAUAGAAGGAAAAAGUUGACCUUAGUUGGACAUGCGGCCUCUUCUAAACAUCAUCAUAAGACUUCCAAGGUGGAAACUUAUUUUUGGGCUUUCACAGACACUUAUAGAUAGUAUCAUGGACAAUUACACUACUCUCAAAAAAAUUCACACAGAAUGCAAUCUCCCACUUAUAUUUUUUAAAAGCUCUGUACUAUGUUCUAAAAUACUUACAUAGCAAUAUGGGAGAGCCUCACAUACCUUGAAAUAGAUUCCUGGCUUUCUUUCAUGUUGUUAAGGUGGAUUUAUUUAUUCCGACUAUGUAGGCUGUUUAAUGUAUAAUUAAAAAAAAUAAUAAUUAUUAUGCUGAUUAUAUAUAAUGCCUCAAUAUAAUUGUACCGUGGAAUGUAAAGAGAGUUUGUAGAUGAGUACAAUUGUCUAUUUGUGUAAUGGCAAGCGUGUUUUCAUUGUGUCAAUUUAGUUUACAAUUAAAAAAAAAAAAUCAUACCUCACGUGAGACGGGCACAAAUGUAGAAUAUUCAUUAAAAGCACUAUUACUUGAUAGCAGUAUUUUAUAACAGUAGUUUGGGAUGCCGGCACGACUGGUUAACACAUCUGCCUCACAGUUCUGAGGACCGGUGUUCAAAUCCCGGCCCCGCCUGCGUGGCGUUUGCGUGUUCUUCCUGUGCCUGGGUGGGUUUUCUUCUUUUUGAAAUUUGGGAUAAUGCAUAGAUGGAUGGAUGGUUCAUUAAAGGAUCAAUAAAUA